AUGCAAGAGCUACGGAAGAUCUAUCAGAAAGCAGAGACUGCAUGGAAGCGCAGUGGUUCAGGUGAUGCGAGCAUUGAAUCAUACCUCGACUUUUGCAAGGACAGUCCUACUGGUAAACCAUGCAUAGAUAUAUAUUACCUCCGUCAUGUCGACGACUUGGGUGAAUUUGCAGACACCAUACAUGUCCUACAGGAUGAGAUGUCUGAAGGCCUGCCUCAAUCCGCGAGUGUGGGUAAACGACCAAGCAGUCUAGACGACUCAACUCAGUUGCAGCCGGCAGGAUCGAAUGUCAAAACCCGGAAGGUAAGCAGCAAAGAUUUCAGAUUCAGUGCUGUGUCUAAACAAAAAGAGAAUUGUGCUCCUGGAAAUCGGGCUGGCACCGGCAACGAUGCUGUCACCAGCAAGAUGACAGAGUUGUUGCAUCAGACUGAGCUUGAAAAACAGUCCACCGAACUGGCCAUACAGGAAGGAGUCUUGAUGAACACUAUGAUCAAUAUAUUGGACAAAAUGGAGAAGCACAGUCCUGGUAGUAUUGCCAGGCAAAAAUACGAAGAGAUGCUGCAAGACACAGAGAAUGAAAUUGCAGACAUUCGUGCGCGUCGCACACAAGCGUAUGCCGCAGUGGAGACUCCAAAGCUGGUGAAUCACCCGCGACGUGAUUGGCUCGAAUGGACCGGCUAUCAGGUUCGUCAGCUGCAUGAUCCAAAUGUAUAG
This is a messenger RNA of Guillardia theta CCMP2712, 714 nucleotides long. RefSeq lists its product as hypothetical. NCBI's taxonomy places the organism in Eukaryota, Cryptophyceae, Pyrenomonadales, Geminigeraceae. The record is from RefSeq and is a predicted model, not a curated record. The transcript has 3 exons. The coding region runs from base 1 to 714 and encodes 237 amino acids.